Micromonas pusilla CCMP1545 is the source of this 1212-nucleotide messenger RNA. RefSeq lists its product as uncharacterized. Lineage: Eukaryota; Viridiplantae; Chlorophyta; Mamiellophyceae; Mamiellales; Mamiellaceae. The record is from RefSeq and is a predicted model, not a curated record. The coding region runs from base 1 to 1212 and encodes 403 amino acids. The transcript has 2 exons.
AUGGGGUGCGGCGCCUCGAAGGGCGCGGACGCGCCCGGGACGUCCCCCGACGCGUCGCGGAAGAAGAACGCGAAGAAGAAGAAGAAGAGAGGCGUCGAGCCGCCGGACGCGGACGCGGACGACGACGAGUGGUGGAAGCCGACGACGAAGUUGGAAGAGUUCAACGCGCGCCUCGGCGAGACGCUCGCGACGCUCGCGCGGCACGCCGCGGCGGCGACGGUCGACGCCUCGUCCUCCGUCGCGGCGGCGGCCGCGGCGUCGAGCGCGUCCUCGCGGAGGUCGACGACCGUCGCGAUCGAGUUCUGGAGCGGCGACGAGGAGGCGGAGGAGGAGGAGGACGACGAGUCGUCGUCGACGGCGCCGCGGCCGCGGCCGAAUCGCGCGUUCGCGACGUCGUGCGAGCGCGGCGGCGUCGCCGCCGUCGCCGCUUCCCUGUCCUCCCCCGCCACGCUCGUCGCGCUCCGCCGCGUCGACCUCGCGAUCCUGUACGACGAGCUCAGGGCUGGGGAGAAGAAGGACGCGCGCGGGGGGGGGUUCGUGGACGCCGACGCGCUCGCCUCAGCGUUGCGAAAGAUCGACCGGGCGGAGAUUGCGGGCACCACCGCCGACGCCGCCGGCGACGCGUUCGACGACUGGACGAUGAAGCACGCGCUGUUCCGCGCCGUCGACGAGGACGGAGCGAGCGUUUCGAGGAUCGCCGACGUCGUCGCCGCGAUGCAGGUGUUGUGCGGCGGCGGCGGCGGCGGCGCCGCCGCGGAAAAGCUGCGGACGGCGUUCGAAGCGCACGCGCGCGACGACGACGAAGCCGCGGCGGCGGCGGCCGCCGCCGGCGCCAAACGCGGCACGCUCUCGAAGACGCGCGUGAUGGCGCUACUCGACGGCGCGGUGUGCGCGGGCGUCAGAGCGAUGCGCGCGUGUUUGGAAGACCAGACGCGGAGGGACGCGCUGGCGACGCGCGCGGUGAAGUCGCCGACGAAACGGUUCAUGAGGAGGCGUUUAAUGAACGGCGCGGGCGGGGACGGCGGCGGCGGCGGCGGAGACGCGGACGACGGGGAAGACGACGCGGACGCGGCGCCCGAGCCCACCGUCGCGGUGUCGAUUCCGACGGGCGAGGCGCGCGCCGGCGCCGGGGCGCCCGGGGCGCGGGCGCCGUCCAUAACGCUCAGGCGCGUCCUAUACACUGGUCCCCAUACGACCGCGUUCGCGUGGUGA